AUGCACACUAUAGAGAGAUAUAAAGCAAGAAAUGGAGAAUGUAAAGCGUAUAAAAUCAUACAAUAUGCCUAUUAUAAAAAAGAAGAAAAAAAAGAUUGUUGUUCAUUAAUAAAAAAUCGACCUCUAAGUUUCAAAGAUACCGCGACGGUUAUUCGUGCAGCGGGCUACAGUCCAUCGAAUGUUGAACUCAAACAUAUUAUCGAUACGAAAAUGGGUACAACAUAUACGCAUCAAUUAUUCGAUUUGAAAACUAUUCAAGAAUUGUGUACCGGCAUAAAGAAACGAUCGGAACGUGAAGUACACGAUAGUUUACGUUGUUUCGAUUAUGAACGUAAUGGAUUCGUUUCGGAGCAAGAAUUACAAUAUUUUCUCAGUACUCGAGGUGAAAAAUUAACCGACGAAGAAAUCGAUGGCAUGCUACGCGACAUGGAUAUCGACGGACAAGGCAUGCUUUCGAUCGAACAAGCGCUAUCGGUGCCCUUCGUCGGCGAUUAUACCGAGUAG
Molecule: messenger RNA, 504 nt
Organism: Didymodactylos carnosus
Lineage: Eukaryota; Metazoa; Rotifera; Eurotatoria; Philodinida; Philodinidae
Source: the annotation of a GenBank genome assembly